UUUGGGCAUUGGUGGUUAAGACGCCUGCUUGGGGUCCACAGAUGGGGGCCUUCAGUUAUCUGUGAGGGGGAAGGCAUAUGUCAUGAUUGACUGGCACAAUGGCACGGUGCCCAGCCACCGGGAGGAUGAGCGCAGCGUUGAGGAGAGGUCCAAGUGUGUGCUGGCUUACCUCCCUGUCAUCUACUACAGCGCUCUCUUGUGUAUAGGACUGCCAGUGAACAUCCUGACAUUAGUGGCUCUCUCCCGACUGGCUGUUCGGACCCAGAAAUCGCUCUAUGUGUAUCUUUUGGCUUUGACUGGCUCCGACAUCCUCAGUCAGCUCUUCAUCAUCUUCGUGGGCUUCCUACUGGAAACGGCCGUAUUCCACCGAGAUGUCCCCGUGCUGCUGCUCCGGUCGGUCAACAUGCUGGAGUUCGCCGCAAACCACGCCUCUAUCUGGGCCACCGUACCUCUCACUGUCGACCGCUACGUUGCUUUGUGUCACCCGUUGCUACACCGGCAGAUAAGCUUUCCGGCACGUGCCCGGCGGAUCAUUGCUGUGGUGCUCACAUUAGCCUUGGCAUCCGGCGUGCCUUUUUUUUGGUGGUCGGACAUGUGGAGGGUCAGCCGCCCGCCUAACACAUUGGAUGCCGCCCUGAUUUGGACUCAUGUGACUAUUAUCUACUUUCUUCCAUGCAGCAUCUUCCUACUGCUAAACUCAUUGAUUAUCCUAAGGCUUCGUAAUAGGCAGAGGAAGCACAUGUGCCAAGAGGACACCGGGCAGCAGUUGGCAUUGCCAAGCAAGCUGGGUAAAACCACAGUUAUGCUGUUGGCAGUCACUUCUGUGUUUGCCGUACUUUGGGCACCUCGUACCGGAGUGGUACUCUAUCAUCUCUACGUGUCAUCGGUGUACAGAGAUUGGCGCGUGCAUCUCGCGUACGACCUUGCCAACAUGAUAGCCAUGCUAAACACUGCUGUGAAUUUCUUUUUGUACUGUUUUGUCAGCAAGCCCUUUAGAGCAGCGGUGAGGGGCGUUCUGUUGUUCCGGGGAGCACAUUUGCACCCUCGCCGGCCUCUGCAUCACCAGCGCACCCCUGUCAACGCCUCAACCUCCUCAAUUUACAGCAGCACCAAACGUUCACAGAGGGAGGUCGCUCCACUCUCCCCAAAAAGUGUGCAAAUUACUAUGUACAGUGCUUAACACAUUUAUUAGGCCGCAUGUCGUAAUAAAGAGAAAAAUAUAUGUUUUAGGGAUCUGUCAAAAUCUAAACAUUUUAUUUUCAUUUGUUGGGCUAAUAUCAGAGUGAAACAACUAAACAGCUACAUUUAUUUACAUUUUAAUACCCAAAGUUGAGCACAUUUAUUUUCUCUCAGAUGUCAGAAAUGACUCAAGUGUCGCAUUAAACCACAAAAAAUAUUUUUUAUUAAGGACUGCAUGUAAACUGUAAUUAGGGAUUUGAAUAGAAAAUCAAGUAUUGUUAUUAUUUUUUUGGCUUGCUAAUAAGAACAGUCAAUAUGAAAAUUCAUGGAUAACAAAAAUAUUUUAGCAUUAUAAAUAUUACUGUGACUAAAGACCUCACACAUACUGGUGGAUUAACCAUUACAGAAACAUUAAAAUAAUUUAAUAUCACCAAUAUUGUUAGUUUAGGGCAGCUGAGGCACAAAACCUAUAUCAUUGGGUGGUGGUCUAAUUAAUUUGUUUAUUAAACGGCGCUCUGGAAUACUUGAUUCUGAUUGGCAAGUUAUUCUCAGAUAACAACUACUCAAAACGAAUAACGCCCAGCAACCUUGAUAAUGCAAUUUUUUUGACAGUCCAGUUUAAUAUUACACAAAAUUAAAGUAAAUAUGUCUUUUAAUAACAUACAUGACAUUAUAUUUACAAAUGAUUAGACCAAAUUGAAUGUUCAUGAAAUUUGAACGUCGUUUUUGACGUCGAAAGUAAACUUUGCGGAAGGCUUGCAUUCAAUAAAGAUGAGCUAAUAAAAUAUUUAAAAUUCA
Messenger RNA from Triplophysa dalaica, 1977 nucleotides. It is a transcript of the gene gpr142, whose product is annotated as G protein-coupled receptor 142. NCBI's taxonomy places the organism in Eukaryota, Metazoa, Chordata, Actinopteri, Cypriniformes, Nemacheilidae. Bases 83 to 1180 code for a protein of 365 amino acids. The record is from RefSeq and is a predicted model, not a curated record. Gene Ontology annotation, molecular function: G protein-coupled receptor activity. Gene Ontology annotation, biological process: G protein-coupled receptor signaling pathway. The transcript has 3 exons. Gene Ontology annotation, cellular component: membrane.